Molecule: messenger RNA, 1065 nt
Organism: Mucor velutinosus
Lineage: Eukaryota; Fungi; Mucoromycota; Mucoromycetes; Mucorales; Mucoraceae
Exons: 3
Coding region: 1-1065 (354 amino acids)
Biological process (GO): negative regulation of G2/M transition of mitotic cell cycle
Cellular component (GO): cell division site
Molecular function (GO): protein binding
Source: RefSeq, a predicted model, not a curated record
AUGGAGAAAAUCAAGAAACUGUUCAACAGCUCGCAUAGCCAGCAUCGUCAUCACAAGAGCAAAUCAGAUCAAACUGUAAUUGUACCACAGGCAACAAAAAGAAAGCGGUUCUCUCUAGUUCUACUGAAAUCUGCCAUUGAUCCCAAUCACAAGCAAUCAUCGCAGCAACAAGAAAAAAAGAAUCGGCCUACCAGCAAGCACACUUCAAAAUCUACAUCAUUUUUACAAUUGCAGUCAUUUAGAAAUAACAAUGGCGCUUUUAAAAAGAGUCGAUCCAUGUUUGGUCAGCUCGCAUCAUUCAACAAACCUCUUGGUAAUGUGGAAACAGAAGCAGCAGCUGCAACAACAAACAGAAGCAGUCUUAUCGCAGAGAGUGUAUUCCAAGACUAUUUCAAUCAUGCACCAGAAAGCGAUGUAUUACAUACAGCGGCAGUCUCUAUUUCUUCUGCAUACAAUACCAUCAACAACGAUAAUAUUAAGCUAUUUUUAAUCAAUGGUGGCAACAUCAAUAUGCACCAAAAUAGUCAUUUGCAACUUGGAAUACAAUUUUAUGAAAAAGGAGAACUUGAAAAUGCAACUCAUUAUUGGCGGUUAGCGACAGAAGAAAAUGAAAUAAUGGCCAUCUUCUUUUACGGGUUAGCGCUGAGACAUGGCUGGGGAUGUAGAAAGAGCCCUGCAAUUGCAUUGAGAUACCUUCAAAAGACAACUAAUGAAUUUACUCCAAACGAACUACAAACGGCUCUAUCUCGGCUAGUAGACGCUGCAAAAAUAGAAUCAUUAGCUUGUUCUAUAUAUGAAUUGGGAGAGUUCUUUUGGCAUGGUUGGGAGGUACCAAAAAGCGUUGCUAUGGCAACUUGGUAUUUUCAAUUAGCUUCUGAUAUGGAUAAUCCUAAUGCCAUGAAUGAUCUGGCGUUUUGCUUUCGAUAUGGGCAUGGUGUUACAAAAGACGAUCAACAAGCUGCUAAAUUGUAUAGAAAAGCCGCUAAACAUGGUCUUAGCUUGGAAAAUAACUCAUGGAUUUGGGAUUCUCAAUACAAUGAUGGCGGUGAUGAUAAAAAUGAAUAA